AAAAACGGACCCACGGUUAGAGGUGACACGGUGUAAACACACCCAAACCAGACCACAGACAUACGUUCUUACCACCAAACCAUACACGUCCGAGUAGCGUUCUAAACCAGACACUAACCAGGCUACAGGUAUCCUCAAAAGAUGUAUCCGGACGUUGGGAUAGCCCAAAGGGUCAAGUCACCACAAAAAAUCGCCAAGUCCUUUUCUUUCGCAUCCAAAUCAUGCCGCUCAUGUUCGAAGACAACACCAUACGCCUUGAACUACCUCUCAAGUACCCUGAAACGAUACGUGUCACGUUUAUUCCAGACGUACCUGGGCCCCUCACAAUCGAAAUCGUACCGUCCACUUGCACCAUCACGAGGUCUCCCGAGACACCCAAGGAAAAAGCACUUCCCCAACACCAGCGCACAUUUAUUGGGCCAGGAACUGACAACUCUCCUACAAAACUACCCGUCCCCACGACACCCAUCGAUGAUAGUGUUACGGAGCCUGAGUCUGAAGUAGAGCCAGGAACUCCUGGUGUGGCCGCAGACAAGACUGUCGUAAACACGAGCGCCGGUAUCAAACGUCCAGGCAGUCCCCUUGUUUCACACAAAUUCCGUACUACUAAAUACUGAAUAUUUGUUCUGUAUACAUGCGAAUGAUUAUAUACUAGCUUGAGCACAUG
Messenger RNA from Suillus discolor, 667 nucleotides. RefSeq lists its product as uncharacterized. Lineage: Eukaryota; Fungi; Basidiomycota; Agaricomycetes; Boletales; Suillaceae. The transcript is spliced from 5 exons. The record is from RefSeq and is a predicted model, not a curated record. Bases 222 to 617 code for a protein of 131 amino acids.